Molecule: messenger RNA, 750 nt
Organism: Nelumbo nucifera (sacred lotus)
Lineage: Eukaryota; Viridiplantae; Streptophyta; Magnoliopsida; Proteales; Nelumbonaceae
Source: RefSeq, a predicted model, not a curated record
GGCUCCAGGCAAUCAUACUCGGCCCCAGUCGAGCCCAAACCAUUCUUCCGUCAUCGGUUGCACCUCGCCCAGAAAAGGAAACCCUAAUUCAUUUUAUCCCUUCAUUCUUGGAAAUGGCAAGAACUAAGCAAACUGCCAGGAAAUCCACCGGAGGAAAGGCCCCAAGGAAGCAACUCGCGACGAAGGCCGCUCGCAAGUCUGCUCCGGCGACUGGAGGAGUGAAGAAGCCCCACAGGUUCAGGCCUGGAACGGUGGCUCUUAGGGAAAUCAGGAAGUACCAGAAGAGCACUGAGUUUUUGAUUCGAAAGCUUCCUUUUCAGAGGCUUGUUCGUGAGAUUGCUCAGGACUUUAAGACGGAUUUGAGGUUCCAAAGCAGCGCCGUGUCUGCUUUGCAGGAGGCAGCUGAGGCUUAUCUGGUUGGCUUGUUUGAGGAUACAAACCUAUGUGCCAUCCACGCUAAGAGGGUUACUAUUAUGCCCAAAGAUAUUCAAUUGGCUCGGAGGAUCAGAGGGGAAAGAGCUUGAUUUUGUUCAAUUUCUCUCUUUUAUUUCCUUUACCAUCUGGGUUUAUAUGUAUCUCUCCAAAAGGCUUUAACUACUUGUUUAGAUUUGUGUGAUACUCUAGAACGAAGAAUACAAGGACUAUUAGCAAAUUACAGAAUUAAAAAUAUUGUUCAGUGUAUUUAGUUGUCGAAGUGAUGCUCUUCAAAAUGUUUAAUCCAUUAGUCAUGGUUUGCUUGGUUAUUCUCAA